Molecule: messenger RNA, 1596 nt
Organism: Aureobasidium musti
Lineage: Eukaryota; Fungi; Ascomycota; Dothideomycetes; Dothideales; Saccotheciaceae
Source: the annotation of a GenBank genome assembly
AUGGUCGAUGACGAUGAGAAAUUCAAACCUACGUUACGAGAUCGCUUCUCAAGAAACAAUAUGCGAGAUGCCUUCGGCCUGGCAUUCAUGGUAAUCGGUCUUCUUAGCGUAUUCAUCAUGUUGCCAGUGCUCAGCUGGUCAGGCAUCAAUAUCAUUGGGUACAACGAUACACCACUGGACCAGAUGUGGGGAUAUGGCGACAAUGAAGUCACGUGGGCCACAGUCAACGCGAGUCGAAAAUGGCCACUUCUGAAAAACAUGCGUACCGGUCUUAUAGACCCUGACACACCCAAGACCGAGAGGACGCGGAUUGGCGUGAACGGAGACAAACUCAACCUGGUCUUCAGCGAUGAGUUCAAUGAUAUUAACAGGACGUUCUAUCCUGGCGAUGAUCCAUUCUGGUACGCUCCAGACUUUUGGUACGGCGCGACCAGAGAUCUCGAGUGGUAUGAUCCAGACGCCGUAACCACAUGGGAUGGCGCUCUGCAUCUUCAACUUGACGCAUUCGGCAACCAUGGUCUUCAAUUUCGUAGUGGUAUGCUGAAUUCCUGGAACCAGCUCUGUUUCAAGGGUGGGAUGAUGGAAGUUUCUGUUAGUCUUCCAGGACCUGCUGGUGUUCACGCUCUCUGGCCUGGGGUAUGGAGCUUGGGCAACCUGGGACGACCAGGAUAUCUCGCCACGACGGAAGGCACAUGGCCAUAUACUUACAACGAAUGCGAUGCGGGUAUAACACCCAACCAAUCCGACAGUAGUGGCAUGAACAAGCUGCCAGGACAGAAGCUAGCCAACUGUGUCUGUCCAGGCGAAGACCACCCCACACCAGGCAAAGGGCGUGGAGCACCGGAGAUUGAUGUGAUUGAAGUUUCUGCAGACUAUUCCGGGCUUGGUCUUGGUGUGGCGACUCAAAGUUAUCAGAUUGCACCUUUUGAUGUUUGGUGGUACCCGAACGCAGACUUUAUGGAAAUCCCGGAUUAUACUCUCUCUUAUUUGAACACCUGGACCGGAGGGCCAUUUCAACAAGCAGUCUCCACAACGACGAUGCUGAACAACGGUUGGUAUGACGGAAAGGCAUAUCAACGCUAUGCUUUUGAGUAUGUUCCUGGAAACACAUCGGAGAGCUUCAUUGCGUGGACAGUGGCUGGGCAAGAAAUGAUGAAGUUUGACGCUAGAGCGAUCGGACCCAAUGGAAACGUUGGUCAGAGAAUCAUCAGUGAAGAGGUAUGUGAUGUGUCGGAUGGAUUAAGAAAGUGUACUAAUGAAUACCUCUUUAGCNCCAUGUCGAUGAUCCUCAACCUGGGCAUCUCGGAAAAUUGGGUGGCUAUCAAUUGGUCGGCAGUAUCGGUGCCAGCAAUCAUGCGCAUCGACUAUGUGAGAAUCUACCAGAGAGAAGGCGAAGAGAGUGUGACAUGCGACCCUCCUGGCUUUGAAACUACCGAAUAUAUCAAAAACCAUCCGAAGGCUUAUAAUAAUCCUAAUUACACUGUGAGUCAAGCAAUACUACAGAAUUGGGAUGUCAAGACUAACUCUAUCGCGCGCAGANCGUGGGCGGAUACUGGAUAUGAAUGGCCACGAAACUCAUUGAUGCAUGGGUGUUGA